AUGCAUCCCACCUCACAGCUGUGGCAUAUCAAGAUAAUAUUAAAAAGAAAACCUCAGUUUUAUAUUGUGAAUCUGAUCCUGCCCAGUAUGUUGCUAAUGGUUAUGAAUAUUGUUGGAUUCUACAUACCUCCAGAAAAAGGAGAGAGAACAUCUUUCAAGAUAACUCUCCUCCUUGGAUAUUCCGUCUUUCUCCUCAUUGUAGCAGAGGCAUCUCCUCCUAUUGGAACACCAUUAAUAGGUUCAUAUUUUGGUAUGGGCAUGGUAUUAAUUGUGCUCAGCGUAAUGGAGAGCAUUUUCAUAUCUCAUCUAGUCCAUCAACAGGAACUUAAUCGAGCAGUUCCUAAGUGGGUGAAAACACUGGUCCUGGAGAAAAUGGCAACUGUUCUUUGCUUAAAGAACAAUGAUUCAUUUAUUACAUCAUGCAAUGAUGCAUCAUCAGAUGUAUCAGAGCAAAAAGAGAACAGCAGCACUGAAAAACUGGCAAACUACAAUGAUGGGAACAUGAAGCAUGAUGGGCAAUUGUCAACCACACAAGACUCGGAAGUACUUCUCAGAGUUCUAAAGGAAAUUGUAUCCUUCCGAGAGUGCCUGAAGAAGAAUACUAAUCAGUGUGACGCCAGAGAGUGGCUUCACGUUGGAUACAUCAUUGAUAAAUUCCUUUUCCGAAUAUAUGUAUUAAUCAUAGUUGUGUAUAUGGCUUCCAUGAUAGUUAUAUGGGCUCAAUAGCCUAGUG
Messenger RNA from Bufo gargarizans (Asiatic toad), 733 nucleotides. RefSeq names its product 5-hydroxytryptamine receptor 3A-like. Gene Ontology annotation, cellular component: membrane; synapse; neuron projection. Lineage: Eukaryota; Metazoa; Chordata; Amphibia; Anura; Bufonidae. The transcript has 4 exons. Gene Ontology annotation, molecular function: transmembrane signaling receptor activity; neurotransmitter receptor activity; monoatomic ion channel activity. The record is from RefSeq and is a predicted model, not a curated record. Bases 1 to 726 code for a protein of 241 amino acids. Gene Ontology annotation, biological process: chemical synaptic transmission; signal transduction; regulation of membrane potential.